GAACCAUCCGCGGGGUCUCUCGGGUCUCCAUGGGAUCGCGAUGAACGAGCGGCUGCCGCUGCUGUACCGCUCUGAGAGCAACUCCAAUGGGCCGCCGAAUGGGCCCUCCACGUUGUACGAGAUCAAGAGCCACGGCACCUCCAAGCGGACCCUGGAGAAGGGCUUUGACGCCCGCCACAACUUCGUGCACUUCGCGCCCAGUGGCCUGAAGAAUGUGGUGCCGCUACAGGAGCUCAUGGAGCGGCCCGGGGUCCGGAACUUCCUCUACCGGUCCAAGUGGUAUCAGAAGCCUUCGGUGGUACACCUGCGAAGCUUCAUGCGGGGAACCGCCAUCUCCAUCUGGUCGUUCAUCAGCCUGCUGAUCGCGCUCUUCUGCGGGGAUCUCUUCGCCCUGCUGAGCGUGCCUGGCAACACCCUCUGCGACGCCAUUUUGACGGCGGCCUUCGUCUUCUUCGUGCUGGAGUUCCUGGGGAACGCCCUUUCGGAUAGGACCUAUCCCUUGAGCUUCUUCUUCUACAUGGACCUGAUCGGGACCUUCUCGAUGGUCUUUGACAUCUCCUACAUGUGCGGCCCAGAUGCCACGGCGCUGGAGAGGCUACAAUCCUCUGGGGGCGGCGGUGGUGGCGUGAUCGUCAUGCGCGCGGCUCGUGCUGCGCGGAUUGGAGCAAGAGCAGGUCGGCUAAGCCGCGUUGCCAAGAUCGUCCGCUUCCUCUCCGGGUCUGAAGUAGAAGAGCAGCGAAAUGUCAGGAUGGCUAAGGUCAUCUCCAACAAGCUGUCGGACGUGCUCUCCAUCCGCGUGGCCUUCGUGGUGAUUUGCAUCGCGGUGGUCCUGCCGUCUCUGAGCAUCUUCGAGUACCCCGCCAUGGAGGAGUCGAUGACGGCGUGGACCACAUUCCUCGCCUCGGAGGCGCAGGAGUACGCGCAAGGCAGCCGAAGCGAGGAGGCCACAGCCAAGCUGGAUGGAGCCCUGAGUCGGCUGGCGGCCUUCUACUCCACCACCAACUACGGGCCCUUCAUGGCGUGCUACCACGAGAAGCCUUACCCCGGCGGCCCUGAGGAGGAGUUGGAAGGCUGCGGCGACGGCGCCAGCAGCUUGCGCCUGGGGGAGGAAGCCUUUCGGAACUUCUCACAGCCGAAGCGCCAGGAGUUUAUCCUGGUGACGAGCGUGCAGCACCUGGACAUUUUUUUCGACCUUGCAGCUCCAAAGCGACUGGAAGCGCUGAUGGGCAUCAGCCUCAUCAUGUUCAUCAUCCUGGUCAUGAUCAUCUUUAGUUUGCCUGCCAACCAUUGGAGGCUCAAAGGGUUGACACGGCAAUGCUGGGACCUGGGUAUGGCAGGACUUGAACGAAGCACCAUUCUGAGCGAGAACAUCUCCACAGUGGCACUGCUGCCCUUGGAGCGGAUGCUCGACGUGGUGCGCCAGCGCUGUGCACAGAUCUUCCGAUACACGGACGAGCUUCAGGAGGAGGAGGAGGAGGACGAGGAUGCGGCAGAAGCUGAAGCGGACGAGGAGCACAAAGACGAGGAGGCGGAGCAGGAUAAUGAAUUUGCUCUGCUGGAGAAGGCUGUCGCCAAGUUAGGCGCCAUUGCCAGCCUAAGCACCAAGAACAUCGUGAAGGAGGAUAUCGUGACGGAGGACGACCUCAUGGUGCAGGGCUGGAGCCAGGGCAUCCGCUCCACGAGGAAUGAUCCGGUGGAGUCGACGGACCUCAAGAUGAGGAUCUCCAACCUGGUGGCUGCAGAGGACGCCACGUUCAUGACCAGCCUCUACAAGCAGGUGCCAUCCGAGAUGCUGGAGCUCUCAAGGACGCUGCACUUCAAUGCCACGACACCCUCGCGGAGCGAAAAUCUGGCGAUCUGCGCCAUCACCCUGCGCGACCACGUGGGUUCCAAGACCUUUGCGCACUCGGUGAAGCCCAUGAAGCUGGUGAAGUUUGUGACCGCGGCGGAGAAGAGAUACUUGCCAACGCCCUUCCACAACUUCUCCCACGCCUUGGACGUUGCCUGCAGCCUCUCCCUGCAAAUGACGCAGGUGCAGGCGGACGUCUUCAUGUCGGACCUGAGCCAGUUCGCUUUGCUGGUGGCCGCGGUAGGCCAUGACAUGGGCCACGAGGGCCUGAACAACACCUUCUUGGUGGAGACCUCGCAUGAGCUGGCGGUCACCUACAACGACAAGAGUCCGCUCGAGAACAUGCACUGCUCCAAGCUCUUCCAGCUGCUCCGCGAUCCGGAAACCGACGUCUUCAGCUCCGUGGCCAAGGAUCAAUACAAAGAAGUGCGAGAAGAUAUCAUCCAGGCCAUCCUGCACACAGACGUGACGAAGCACAACGAAAUGGUAAAGGAUCUGGCGCUGUUCUAUCAGAUGAACAAGGAGACCUUGAACAUCGAAGAGCUUGCAGAGGAGGCUGGUGGGGUGCUCAAAGCAAGCCGCACCACCAUGAUCAAUGCCCUGCUGCACUCGGCAGAUGUGAACAAUCCCUGCAAGCCCUGGGAAGUUGCGAAGCAGCUUGCCUACAGCUGUAUGGAUGAAUUCUUCGCUCAAGGUGACAUGGAGAAGAGCUUAGGAAUUCCAGUGGGCUUUCUGAACGACCGUGAGAAGGUGAACAGGGCCAACUCGCAGAUCGGUUUCAUCGAGUUCAUGAUAGCUCCCUUCGUUGAGGCGCUGGUCUUGAUUUUCCCACCGCUGCAGCAGAUGUCCAUUUACACCGCUGAGAACGUGCAGCGCUGGGCUCGCGUUUGGAGAGAGGAGGCAAAUCCCCAGGAGCAGGAGAAGGAGAAGAUGGCGGCGAGGGUCCAGAAGGUGGUGGCGCGGCUCAACGCAACACUUCAGGCUGGUCCUUCUUCACCUAGAGGUUUGACUUGACCCAGUCUUGAAAGCCAAGACGCCUCGUUGUACACAGGAAAAAGCGAUCCAAGACCCGAGUGGCAAAGUUCCACGGGGCUCGGAACCUG
Messenger RNA from Effrenium voratum, 2952 nucleotides. The record is from the annotation of a GenBank genome assembly. NCBI's taxonomy places the organism in Eukaryota, Dinophyceae, Suessiales, Symbiodiniaceae.